AUGCCUGCGCACAUUAGUAACCUAUUGAAAGAUCGCGUGCUCCUUGUCGUCGACAACAUCUUCCUUGCGUUAUUGUUUGUAAACGGGGGCGCCAUAAAUGAUGAUUGUCGUUACAAGAUGAUAUCUAAUUUUUUCGACUGUGAUCUUGAUUCCGUGAAUCGGAAUCAUCAGAGUCCACUUGAAACUAUAGGAAUCGAUGAAUUUACAUUUGCGAAGAUUCAUUUCCUAUCAUUAACCCUCACCAACUUCGAUGACAUACCAAUCUCGCUGCAUUCAAAGCUAUUGUCGUCGGAUCCGAGGAAAUCGCAAACCUUUUGCUUGCUGAGAAUCUUUUUCGACACCAUAGACGAUUUUCCGGAAUGUUUUUGGUCCACCCCGACGGUCACGUUCGACGCCGAAAGCUCUGAUUCACCGCAAACCGUUGUUUCCGACCCGCAACCGCGACUCCUAGAGGACUCCCUCUACAUCCAUACGGUGGUUGUGUUUUGUACAUUCGUGAACACAUUACCACCCUCACUGUUUACACUAUGCGAGUAUUACAUGCUGGAAUUCUUGUUGAUUUCUCAGAGUAUUACCACUCACACAUUAAUAAUCGAUUUCUGGUGCUGCAUCGGCAAAUCGCUGACGAACCAUGAACUAUAUCGGCAAGUUCAAUUGAUAUCGGAAAUCAUCCCGAAACUUUCCAACACACCCUCAAUACGGCAUCGAUUGCAAAGACUUUCAGGACGUUUGAUUCAAUUUCUUGAUCCAGAACAGGCGGCGAAGACGUCCGAGGAAGUUCUUCUUUUCUUGCCUGACAAGGAUGCAACCCUUGUCGACAACGACGAAACUGAAAUUCAAACGAAGAGGAGGAUGUCCAGUUACACGCAAAUGUGUUUGUGGAUCAAUAUUUACGUUCAAAACAUUCAGAAACUGUCGGCUGACGAAAUAUUUGCACUUGCAAUUAAGAAUCUUCUUUCAAUGUGCAAAAAUGACGACGGCGUUGUCGUCCAAACCAAUUCUCUCAACCUUACGCAUACGGCAUUGGAGUUUUCAAAGAGUUGCUUGGAUUCUCUGAUCGGCUUGCAACCAUCUUCACCAGAAUUCAGAAAGAUAUUCGUGGCGAUUAAAAAUGUUCUCGGCCUUCUGGCGAACACGCGUACACUACCUGUCGAGGAAGUACAAGAGACCCUUAGACUUGUGAACCUUUGGAUUUCUUCACCAGCCUUGAGGAGAUUUGCGUGUUGCUUUAAUGUGUUUGACUUGGUUGAAAAUUGUGCCGACGCAUUUCUCCUGUCAGAUGACAAGCAAAGUUUGAUUAGCAUCUGCGAGAAAUUAUUUCAAAGUACUCAUUGGUUGAUAAACCACGAAGCGACCGCAUUGAUCGCGAAUCUCGGUGUGGUUCAAUUAGUGGCACCUGAAAGACGCGAGUCCAUCAAGAGAUCUACAAACCACCUGCCCUCUCACUUUAACAAUGAACCCAUGACCGAAAUGGAAUUCUGGCGAUUUAAUGGUAGCAGUGAAGUUAGAAAACCGUCAAAAUUAAUGGUCAUGAGAAAUUUGCUUAAUUAUGAGCCAACCUCCUUCUCGAGAAUUGUACACUCGAUGUUAAGUAAAAUUGAAGACAGCAAGAAAAACUUUGUGACACAAGAGGAAGAUUGUCUGAGCGGGUCUGAUAAAGUGAUCUCUAAUAAUGAAGACGAUAAAGAUAAAUCUCCUUUAUCUCGAGUUGGUGACUUUUUCAAGUCUGCGCUAGGAUAUGUUGGCAUCGUGGAGAUGCCGGGGAAGGAACAAGGGGAAGCUCUCUCGCGUAAAUGCUCUGAACCUAGUGAGGAGACGGUACGAAGAUAUGAGAAUCCGUCGUAUAUUCGCGGGAACAAGGAUGUGAUCGUCGGGUCUAUCAAAGGGAGGGUCGGAAAGAUUGUGGGGAACGAAGAGAUCGAAGAAUCGGGUAAGAGACAACAGGCGAGAGGAUCGCACGAAGUUGUUAACGCAAAAUUACGAGAUCAGCGAGACGAUAUAUAUCUUCGCUGGUUGGGCGUAUCCACCAAAGUGUUUAGCUUAGGAAAUUAUCGUCGUAAGGUGUUGGGCACGGCGUCAAACUUGCCACCCGGUUUUUUUAGUCCCGGAAACAAGGAAAGUGCCAAGGUGCGCCAUGAAAUCGCAGUUGAAUGUUUAAAUAGCAUGAUUGAGUGGCUAAAGGAUGAGGGAGGUCAAGUUGGAAUCUUUGACGCCAGCAAUACAACCGAAGAAAGACGUAAAGGAGUGCACGAUAUAUUGAUCGCUCAUGGGAUUCAAGUGAGUGGUAGAAUGACCGAUGAUGCUAUGCACAGAUACAUUGGUUGGGAUCCUGAGGAAGCCGUCAAGGAUUAUUGGACAGGGGAAUCCUAUAACGAAACGUCCAGUAAAGCCGAUGCUGAUUUAAUUCCAUCUGGCAUUCAAUAUGCGCACAAAUUAAAAAAUUUUUUGUUGUCGUUGAGAGAGAAGGAGAAGAAAGAGCGAAAGGAACAGGGGUGGAGUGAUGACGAAAGAACUUUGACGAUAUGGACGUCUGCUAGGCAGAGUUCUGUUCAAAUGGUAAAGCCUUUCAAGGAGGGAGGUUAUAGUGUCAAGCAACGAACACUGUUGGCCGAGCUUAAUCUUGGAGAGAUAGAUUCGCUGACCGACGAAGAGAUUAAGAAAAAAUUUCCCGAAGAAUAUGAACGGCAUCAAAAAGACAUGUAUCAUCACCGAUAUCCCAUGGCUGAGUCAUAUCAUGAUCUAGCUGUUCGUCUCGAAUCUACGAUUUUGGAGCUUGAACAUGAAAGGAAUGAUGUGUUAAUCAUUGCACACGAGACGGUGUUGAAAUGCUUGUAUGCGUACCUGUUCGAUCGACCCGAAGAUGAAAUACCCAGAAUUGUUAUUCCGCGAAAUUAUUUGAUCGAGAUAAUUCCGUCGGCGUACGGGUGCCGCGAGACUCGGAUGGAAAUUAUUGAUUCGCUGAACAAUCCUGUGCCAGUUUUGACUGCCGAGUUGCCAGUCAACAUCGACAAAUAA
This is a messenger RNA of Acaulospora colombiana, 3015 nucleotides long. The record is from the annotation of a GenBank genome assembly. NCBI's taxonomy places the organism in Eukaryota, Fungi, Glomeromycota, Glomeromycetes, Diversisporales, Acaulosporaceae.